Molecule: messenger RNA, 2837 nt
Organism: Manduca sexta (tobacco hornworm)
Lineage: Eukaryota; Metazoa; Arthropoda; Insecta; Lepidoptera; Sphingidae
Gene: La
Product: la protein homolog
Exons: 7
Coding region: 190-1320 (376 amino acids)
Biological process (GO): positive regulation of translation; RNA processing
Cellular component (GO): ribonucleoprotein complex; cytoplasmic stress granule; cytosol
Molecular function (GO): RNA binding
Source: RefSeq, a predicted model, not a curated record
CCCCUGACCCCUCACCCCUCUCUCCUACUAGUUUUUUCCCAAGCCGGUCUCGCCGCGUGUGGUUUUCGAAAUCAAUACACGUGUUUUUGGUGAAUUAAAGAAGCUAUAUUUAAGAAUUUACAAAGGAAACGUUUCGCAUUCUUCGCGCAUUAACCAUUUAAGUGUUGUUUAGACUUAUUUCUAGAAACAAUGACUGAGGAAAAAGAAGUCGCGCCCGAGACCAACGGACAGGAGAAUGACGAGAAAAAUGCUAACGUGGAAAAAGAAUCUGAGCUCGAAUCUGCCAUUAUACGCCAAGUGGAGUAUUAUUUCGGUGACUUGAAUCUUCCUCGUGACAAGUUUCUGCGCGAGCAAGUCAAGCUGGAUGACGGUUGGGUUCCCAUCGAAGUUCUGACUACAUUCAACCGACUUAAGAAACUAAGCAAAGAUGUUGAGGUCAUCGCCAAUGCUCUUCACAAGUCCACCAGCGGACUGUUGGAGAUUUCAGAAGACAAUAAAAAAAUAAGGCGCAGUGCUGAAUUUCCUGUACCAGAAAUGAACGAGGAGCGCCGCAAGGACCUCUUAGACAGGACCAUAUACGCAAAGGGUUUUGAUAAGAAUGCCACAUUGGACGAUCUCCUGAAAUACUUCAAAGAUUACAACGCUGUUGAAAAUGUGGUCAUGAGACGAUAUUUGGACAAGUCAAAGAAAAGGUUGUUCAAGGGAUCAAUAUUUGUAACAUUUAAGAACAGGGAAGAGGCUGAAAAGUUUAUUAAUAUAAAAGGACUUAAAUACAACGAUACAGAGUUGAUUGUUGAAUGGCAAGGGGACUAUCUGAAGCAAAAGCAAGAGGAAUACUUAGCAAAGAAAGAUUCUAAAGAUAAGAAAGGAAAACAGAAGGAGAAGGAACAAGAGAAAGAAGAGUUCACGCUGCCAACAGGGACAAUCCUUCAUUUUACUGACUGCACUGAGAAAACAACCAGAGAGCAUGUGAAGGAUGCUCUGACAGCUAUAGGUGGCGAAAUCGCAUACAUAGACUUCAAACUCGGCGACACGAAAGGCUGGGUGCGUCUAUUAAAAGAAGACUCUGCAAAAGAAUUGGCUGAAAAGAUGACUGACGGCAAACUGAAGAUUGGCGAAACUGACGUUACCUUCCGCGUCUUGGAGGGCGAGGAGGAAAGGACAUUCCUGGACAAAACCAUAGAAGAGAUGGUGAAACGACGCAAGAACAUGAAACAGAACAAACACAAAGGCAAGAACUUCAAGGGGAAACAUGGAAGGAAACGCAGGCAAGAUGAUGGUGAUGAGGUGCCCCAAAAGAAAGUUAAGGCAGACAGUUAGUUCCACAUAGUGACAGUUAAACUGCAACACAUAUUGGCAAGGGUUGUUUGAGGUGAACAGAGUGUCAGUGAAGAGGCAAAUUUUAUGUCCUUAGUAUAUGGUUGAUAUUAAGAUCAUGAGACAAUUCCUGCUAAGCAGUGUGCGUAGUGUUUUAUAGUAAUAUCAGCCUUAUGUUAACGCUAUAAGAUUAGGUUUUAUUUGGUAACUAGCCACUUCACUGCAACUCGGUCAAUUAAGGCAGACCCUAACAAGCUGAUCAUAGUGCCCCGGGCUACAUUCAUUGUAAAUAUGAGUUUACAGCUAUAUUAAAGGACUGAAAACGCCAAUUUUGCAUUCGCGACAGGAUUUGUUCUUAUAUUUUUAUAUUCGCACCAUUUGUAGUCAUUUUUAUUGAAUGUAAGGGCUCUUUCACAUUGGAAACUGGCGAGCUUGUGUGGUGAAGUUUUUUCCUUAAAAUACACAAGGACCAGCUACUUAAAAUAUCGAAAUAAUAUUUAUAAUAGUAAUUUUCGUCAACUAUGAUGGAAGUAUAAAUAAUUGUAUAACCUCAGUUAAUAUACACAGUAUUAUACAAAACUAUAUGCACGGAUUGUAAUUCUAAAUGACUAUUUAAGGACAUUCUUAAUACUUUAUAGAAGCUUGAUAAAAUCACUACAAAUACGUUUUAUAGUCUUCCCAUAUUUGUUCUGUAAUAUUUAUUACUUUCGAAAAGAGCUCGCCAGUGUAAACACUUAGUACAUAAUAUAUAUUAUUUAUAAAUAUAACUAUAUUCGUAUUUAGAAUUUUCUACUGUAUUCGUCGGUAAUAUUUAAGAAUUUUCAAGUUAAUAUGGGUCUUAUUACACUACUAUAUGAGACCAGGAUAUCAAAUAAUCGUUUAUAUGUAUAAGCCUAAGGUAAUGGCCAUGGGCCAGAAAAUUAUGAAAAUCUUUAUUUGAUGUGAAAAGUGAAAACAGUCAUUUUAAUUUUGUGAUGGAGAAAGAGUGCUAUAAUUUAUAAAUUUGCCAAAUACAUCUUGUUACUGCCAAUUCUUAUGGAUUUAGAUUUGUAAAAGGUGCUUUUAACCUGAUUUUCGCAAGACCGGCGUAAAAAUCAUCAAAAUGGCGCUUAUCAAACCCAGUUCUAGAAUAUUCGAGAACUUAUUGAUCAGUGUAUUGUUAGCCUAGCCUAGUAUAGCCUUAAGCCGCGUACACAUCGGUAAAAUAGUAUUGUAUAUUUUGAUGCGAUUAUUUGUAUUACGCACAAAAUAUCGAUACGGUAGUCGUAAUUAUGGGACGAUUGAUUUGUGAAAAGUUAUUUAAAUCGCAUUCACUGUAAUUGGUGGUGCAUACACUUUCUUGAAAUUGAAAUUGGUGUAAAACCGGCUUAACUUGGGCACCUUCAUUAUAACUAUGCUAUUUUGUAUUACGAAUGUGUAAUCGUAAUUUAUAUGCGUAUGUACAAAAUACUUAAUGUUCAGCAAAACUGAUUUGUUUGAAAAACGUUUAUGUCAAUAAAUUUUACUAUAAUAAAACUAAA